Molecule: messenger RNA, 2178 nt
Organism: Polyodon spathula (Mississippi paddlefish)
Lineage: Eukaryota; Metazoa; Chordata; Actinopteri; Acipenseriformes; Polyodontidae
Product: peptidase M20 domain-containing protein 2-like
Exons: 7
Coding region: 220-1548 (442 amino acids)
Molecular function (GO): dipeptidase activity
Source: RefSeq, a predicted model, not a curated record
UUGUCAGACUGCAGAGUCUUGUGCAUGUCUUCGAAGAGCUGGUAAUUAAAGUCAGACUGUAGAAACAGUUUCUGUCGCAGAUAAAUCCAUUGAAAAACGCGUAGGGUAAUUUUGACAGUGCAAAGUACAUUUUUGUUUUACAUAAUUAAGUUAGCUUUUUUCUGUAUUGAUUUAAUUAAUAAUAAUAUCAGGUGGCCCACUGAAAAUUAGCUACUGACCAUGCAAACAGCUGACAAGUGCAAUCAAGAGAAAUUGCAGCACUGCAAACAAAAAGCGGGAUGCUGCAUAGAUUCAGCUAAGGACAAGCUGUUCGCCUUGAGUAAAGACAUAUGGAGCUGCCCAGAACUAGCGUACGAGGAAAAGCAGUCUCACGACAUCCUCGUUCGCUUCUUCACGGAGACAGAGAAGGGAUGGAGCGUUGAGCGUCAUUACAAACUGGACACGGCGUUCCGGGCCACUUGGGGACCCACCGGAGGCAACAAGGGGGGUGACACGUUAAACAUUGGGUUUCUGUGCGAGUAUGACGCAUUGCCAGGUAUCGGUCACGCAUGCGGACAUAACCUGAUCGCUGAGGUUGGUGCUGCCGCAGCUGUGGGAAUGAAAGGGGCGUUGGAGGCGCUGGUCGAUCCGCCAGUUCGAGUAACGGUAACUGUGAUUGGCACUCCUGCAGAAGAAGACGGAGGUGGCAAGAUUGACCUGAUUGAAGCGGGAGGCUUUGAAGACCUGGACCUGGUGUUCAUGGCACACCCAUCGCAGGAGGAUGCAGCCUACCUUCCUGACAUGGCUGAAGAUGAUGUGACGGUGAAGUACUAUGGAAAGGCCUCUCAUGCUGCAGCGUAUCCAUGGGAAGGGAUUAAUGCUUUAGAUGCUGCUGUCCUCGCUUACAACAACUUGUCUCUGCUGAGGCAGCAGCUGAAGCCUGACUGGAGACUCCACGGUAUCAUUAAACAUGGAGGGGUGAAGCCGAACAUCAUUCCAGCAUACUCCGAGCUGGACUUCUAUCUGCGCACCCCGAAGCGCAGGGACCUCCCGGUUCUCAGAGCGAAGGCGGAGCAGUGUUUCAGAUCUGCUGCCAUGGCAACCGGGUGCCGAGUAGAGCUGCAGUACGGGCCUCACGAGUACCACAAUGUUCUUCCUAACAAGACACUCGCGCGGCUGUAUGAGGAGAAUGGGAAGGCACUUGGCAUUGAAUUCACAACAGACGAGCAGGUCCUCAACACCCAAUCUGGAUCCACUGAUUUUGGAAAUCUGUCCUUUGUUGUUCCUGGAAUCCAUCCCUAUUUUUACAUUGGCUCUGAAGCACUGAAUCACACUGAAGAGUACACUGCAGCUGCCGGUUCUGAUAAGGCCCAGUUUUUCACCUUGCGGACGGCUAAGACACUGGUGAUGACAGCGCUGGAUGUUCUGUUUAACCCAGAGCUUCUGAAGCAGGUGAAAGAAGACUUCCGCCUGUCCAAGCUGAAAGAAGAAUGUGAAGUGAGAGGAAGGGAGAACGGCAAUGGGCCAGGGCCUGGGCAGUGGGGUGGGGCAGCCAGCGCCUCCCGCUGAACCCUAAGUGAGCUUACAACUGCCAUCCCUCACUCCACUCAAAUUAGACCACAAUCAAAUAAUUGUCUCUCUUUUUUUAUUAUUAUUAUAUUUUUUUUUUUUUUUUUUUUUUUUACACAUGUUGAUUCAAAGGGACCCAUGUAUACUGCUACUUUUAAAGUUUUUCUUCUUAGCUUUUUAAAGGAGGGUGUAAGCUGUUCCUUUCUGGUGUUGCCUGAACUACACCGCUACGCAAAUCAACUAAUGAGCAGUUCAAAAUGAGCAGCCAUGUCAUAGCGCCAUGACAGUAUGGUAGCGUAGGACAGUAAAAUGAAUGCAAUAUGUGAAGCACAUGAGUUCAGAACUUGCCAUGAAGCCAUUGCAAAAUCAGACUUCAUAAAGAAUACUGUAUAUUUUUUACAAAAUGUAAAGGAUAUGGAAGGACAUUUAUAUGGAUGGUUGGUACAAUAAAAAGGGCAAUAGAGCUGUCCAAAAGCGUGAAAAAAUGUAAGGGCCUGGCACUGGUCCUUUGGCUGGGAGAAGAGACCUGGGUUCAAACUCGGCACACACGUGAAUUUGAAGGUCUCAAGUGGGCUCCCAUGCAUUUACCACAGAAAAAAAAAAAAUAUAUAUAUAUAUAUAUAUAUAUAU